CUGUCUAGUUGAAUAUGCAUGUAUAUGAAUCCAACAGCGGGUGCAGUAGAAAGUGGGAAGACGAUCGAGGGGUGUGUUGCGGAGACCUGAAGUAGCUAGCUGUCUAAUGUAGUUAGUUACCUGGCAGCGUAGUGUUGACAGAGAAAUCGUGCAUAAACGAGCAUAGUAAAUAAUUCCAUAUUGUACUAGGCCUAGAUUUGUGGCAACGGAUUAGUGGCAGUGCAUUUUAAAUGCGUUCCUAACUCGCUAUGUUGUUAUAUUUGAUCCUUAAUGAGUCUGCUUCAAUAUCAGGCUAAAUAUUUACUAGAGCUACUUUGACAGAUCUGAUGCAAAGUUUCAUACGAAGAACUAGCGGAACUACACAAAAAUUAUGCGCGUUUAGCCUGGCAUUUUCAGAAAUUUGUUGAAGCGCAAGUUUGUUUGUUGAAAUGCAACACUUUGACAAGAAAAUAACAGCUAUUUCGGAUUAGACUCCUUCUGUUGCGUUUGUUUACUUUCCAGCAGAGAUUUUACUCACAUUUUGGUGCUAGUUUUUCUGGCAGCAACUUCAGUUUACAGCGAUUCAAUCUUUUUCAUUUUAUACUAACAAGAUGAACACAAACACCAUGUAUGCUACACGUAAGCGGAGAAAACCGAUUCAGAAAAGGGCGAAGCCUCCAGUUGAAGGAGCCAAAUCCAACCCCUCUAAGAGGCACAGGGAGCGGCUAAACGGGGAGCUGGAGCAUCUGGCCAACCUGCUUCCUUUCUCCCAGGAUGUGAUCUCCAAACUAGACAAGCUAACUGUGCUCCGGCUGAGUGUGAGCUACCUGCGAGCCAAGAGCUUCUUUAAUGUGACUCCGAAAUCAGACAGCUGCCCGAAACCAGACGGCAAUGGCCAGAAACUGGGAGAAGAGAACUUCCUGGAAGGGGAGCUGCUGCUGCAGGUGCUUAAUGGAUUUGUCCUUGUGGCCUCAUCUGAUGGGGUAGUUUUUUAUGUGUCCUCUACCAUUCAGGAAUACCUGGGCUUUCACCAGUCGGAUAUCAUCCACCAGAAUGUCUAUGACCUCAUCCAUACAGAGGAUAGGCCAGAGUUCCGACGGCAGCUUCACUGGGCGCUCGACCCCACCGUCUCCCCAGAGACGGGCCAGGAGUCCUCAGAUGGAAGGAGCACACAGCUGCCGUUAGCAUGCUACCGCCCAGAGCAGCUCCCACCAGAAAACUCCACAUUUUUGGACCGCAACUUUGUCUGCAGGGUACGAUGUCUUCUGGACAACUCGUCUGGAUUUCUUGCCAUGAACUUUCAGGGCCGUCUGAAGUUCUUGCACGCCCAGAACCAGAGGAUGAAGGAUGGGCUGCCGGCUCCGCCCCCGCUGGCCCUGUUUGCCAUAGUCAGCCCUCUGCAGCCUCCCUCCAUACUGGAGAUCCGAACCAAGAGCUUCAUGUUCAGAACCAAGCACAAGCUGGACUUCACUCCUACUGCCUGCGAUGACAAAGGGAAGACAGUGCUGGGCUACACAGAGGCGGAGCUCUGCUAUCGUGGGACAGGCUAUCAGUUCAUCCAUGCAGCAGACAUGCUGCAUUGCGCAGAGAACCACAUACGCAUGAUGAAAACUGGUGAGAGUGGCAUGACGGUGUUCAGGCUUCUCACCAAGCAGAGCGGUUGGGUGUGGGUGCAGGCCAACGCCAGGCUCGUCUACAAGAACGGCAAGCCCGAGUGCAUCAUCGCCUCGCAGUGUGUCAUCACGGAUGAAGAAGGAGAGGAGAACCUCAGUAAAAGGAACCUCAAGUUGCCUUUCGGUUUCACUACAGGAGAAGCCGUCCUGUAUGACACUAAUGGAUUGCUUAUGGAGGGAGACUCCAGUCAGAGCAAUGGCACAAGGUCACUGGACCCAGACUCACUCCUGGGGGCGAUGUUAAAACAGGACGAGUCUGCCUAUGUUUGCGUCCCUGCCCAGAACCCCGUCUCCUUCCAGCAUAGUGCGCUGGCAGACUCUGGAGAAGACCAGAUUUUAUCUGGUGACUGGCAGGAUGACAUUUUGUCUUUGUCUGAAAACGGCAUUUUCAAGCAGAAACCUAUCAGCGGCUCAGAGGAGGAAAAAAACGGUGACCUGUUGAACUUCAUGAAAGGUCUGGGGAUAAGCAGAGAAGACCUGGAGCUCAUUCAGAAGGAUGAGGAGUUUCUGCAAAUCAGGUUGGAUGAACAGGGUGACAUCAUGGAUGUAGCAGAUGAGAUCUUGUCGUAUGUGCAGGAAUCACUGAAGACAUCGGACUGUAUCUUUUCAAACAGCACUGAAAGGAAGCUGUCAGGGCAGGACUCCAGCUGUGCUCCACAGUCCCAACAGCCGCACUUAGUUCCACAUCUACAGCAUGAGCAACCACUGCUGCAGCCACAGCAAGAAAAGCCAGUUCUGCAGCAACACCUACACACACAGAUGCAUCCACAACAAACGUUUCCUCAGCAGUAUUUACACACACAGGCACAUCCUCACCAACCGAUUCCACAGCAACAUCCACAUGCACAGACAGAGCAACUCAUUUCACAACAACCUCCACAGACACAGCAACUAAUUUCAGAGCAAAAUCCACAUGCACAGACAGAGCAACUCAUUUCACAACAACAUCCACAGACACAGCAACUAAUUUCACAAAAACAUCCACGGACACAGCAACUCAGUUCACAGCAACAUCCACAGACACAGCAACUAAUUUCACAGCAAAAUCCACAUGCACAGACAGAGCAACUCAUUUCACAAAAACAUCCACGGACACAGCAACUCAGUUCACAGCAACAUCCACAGACACAGCAACUAUUUUCACAACAACAUCCACAGACACAGCAACUAAUUUCACAGCAACAUCCACAGACACAGCAAAUAAUUUCACAACAACAUCCACAGACACAGCAACUAAUUUCGCAGCAACAUCCACAGACACAGCAACUAAUUUCACAACAACAUCCACAGACACAGCAACUAAUUUCACAACAACAUGCACAGACACAGCAACUAAUUUCACAACAAUAUCCACAGACACAGCAAGUAAUUUCACAGCAACAUCCACAGACACAGCAAGUAAUUUCACAACAUCCACAGACACAGCAAGUAAUUUCACAGCAGCAUCCACAGACACGGAAACUAAUUUCACAACAACAUCCACAGACACAGCAACUAAUUUCACAGCAUACACAGACACAGCAACUAAUUUCACAACAACAUCCACAGACACAGCAAAUAAUUUCACAACAACAUCCAAAGACACAGCAACUAAUUUCACAGCAACAUACACAUCCACAGACACAGCAACUAAUUUCACAGCAACAUACACAUCCACAGACACAGCAACUCAUUCUACCACAGCAUCCUCAUAUGCAGGAAAUAAUUCCACAGAAACAUUCACAUGGAGAGACACAGCAACUAGUUUUGCAACAGCAUUUACAUAUACAUGGGUAUACCCACCAACCGAUUCCACAGCAAAAUUUACAUAUGCAGACACCUCCAUGGCAACCAAUUCCACAACAACAUACACUUGUACAGCAACAGAUUCCACAGCAACAGAUUAUGCAACAGCAUCCGCCUACACAGACAUAUAAACAGCAAACCGCCCCACAGCAACAUUUGCAGGCACAGAUGCAUUCACAACAUCAGAGUCUGGGACAAGAGCAGCCAUUGGUGCUACAGAACCAGCUACAGGAGCAGCUACAGCAGCACCUAGAUCUACAGCAGCAAUCAUCACAUGACCUGGCACAGCCACAACUUUCACACAAACAUCAAGAGUUACCGCUAAAGCAGCUCCCAGAGCAACAGGAAUAUCUGCUACGGUCAUCACUUCCGGAACAACAGCAGCAGUUGUGUCACAAGAUGAAGCACAUGCAAGUCAACGGGAAAUGCCCAUCUCUGAAGCAGCCUGUCGCCAUGCCAGCCACAAAUGGUCACCCAUUACCUCCCCCGUUCUGCGCAGAUUGGAGCCUCCCACAGUACGGGUGCCUCGUUCAGGAGGCCUCCACCCUGGACCCACCCUACCAGAAACAGCUGAACGCCAUGUCCAUCGCCUGCGACCAGGCCUUCUCCCCUUACACUGAAGGGCUUGCGGCUGGACGGGCUGGCAGCUUCACACCCCAGAACCUGGAGGAUCUGCUGGAGGGCUUACAGCCCGGAGCCACAGGGGAGCGGCACUGUGCCACCAUCCUGCAGGACGGCAACACCACCCCCCUGUGCCAUCCCACUGCCCUGCCCGUGAACCAGGGCCUGCCUGAGACAUUUGGCCUGGGACGUGAGCAGCAGGUGAACCCUAAGCUGCUCACACCCUGCGCUCUGGGGCACCAGCCUUUCCUGUCACAUUUUCAGAAUGGCAGCGGUGGGGUCGUGACCCAGACUCAGCCUGAAUCCAUCGGUGGUAUGGGCCUUCCUCAGCCAGGACGGCCCCUGCACCGGCACCCAGAUGAGAGCAGACCGUUCCAGGACCUGACCAUGGGGGGGGUCAUGUGAAUGCACAUACAGACCCACAGCCGCGUCUCUAGAGAGCAGGGUGCAGCCCUGUGACACUUCACCGAGCACAGCCAAGCCAUGGAAAUAUCACAGGGGAGUCUCUGUGGCCGAGAGACAAGAUGUCUCCAGUGGGAAACCUGGCAUAGGGAGGGGCUGAGGCAUGGGGAUCAGUCAAAAUAUCUCAUAUCCCAAAAAUUAUUUUUUGUCCUGCACUUACUAUACAAUUUACAGUUUUGUCAUUUAGCUGAUGCUGUUAGCCAAAGUAACUCACAAAGGUGCAUUAAUACACUUUGUGUACGUUAAUAUUUUAUCUUUUUAUUGUAGAGUACAAUACAUCAUAAUUUUCUUGCAGUGGUUUUGGUAACAUGGAAUGGGAUUGUCCCAUCAUCAUUGGCCACAACAAUAAUUUGGACUUGUUGACAGUUUUGACUGUUAAAUGUAAACAAUUCAUUAUCUCUAUUCAAUUUUAAUAAAUUAGAUUAUAGAUCAACUCAAUGUAGCAAGCUCCUUAAAGGUCAAAUGCAGAAAAUGUGAAAGCUAUUUGAACUUAAUUUGUUUAUUACUGUAUUGCAUGCUCGUAUCAAAAGGUUUUUGCUGUCAAUACAAUGAUAUAAAAUCUACAAGGGACCUUCUCUUCUGAACGGUGUUAUAUAUAUUUGUGUAGCCCCACCGGUCUUCUUCAGCAGUAUUUUAAGAUACGAGAGUUUGUGAAAAAUAGUUUUUUGCUAUAUAUAUUUGUUCACAGGCCUGUUUUUUCUCAGGUGUACAUUUUUAACCUUGUUAUUAUGUACAAUCAUUUGUAAACAAUUCUUUAAAAAAGAAAGUAUUUAAGAUGGUAAUUAAGUAAAUUGAAGUCAUUAAUUGUCAUUUGAUGGCAGAGUCAUCAAAACAGAUUUAUGUUUUUAUAGAACUUGGCAACUAUUUCCUUGCACUCACAGGAUGAAAGAUCUAAGUAUAUAGGGACUAUUUAAUAUGCAUAUCCCUUUUAUGUUAGUAUAGUAUGUUAAACCGGAGCUUGAAAUGUUUGGUUAUUUGGUAAAAUUUAAUAAAUUUAAAUUAUUUUUAAAGUGAAAGUAUACCCCAGUGAAAGUUUCUUGAUAUAAAUGCCAGGUAGUUCUGUGCACAUCGAUCAAUUGGCUAUUUAGAUUGAACAAAUAAUAAUCAAUUAUCAAACCCUGGUCCCAUACAAGUUUUAAAUAAUGUCUCAUUGUGAAAAUAUCUGCAUUUAUGCAUACUUGUAAACAGGAAAAGAAAUAACAAUAUCUUUUGUUAAGAUAGUCAGACUCUCGUGAAUAUUUUGUGAAUAAUAUUUUUCUACAUCCUCCACCAAUGAAAUGUAUUGCCCCCAACUAUUUCAGCACUGGUCCAAAUAAUGAUCAAAUAGUUGCCAAAUAAUUGUCAAAAUAUUCCUAAUUACAAGUAUAUACACCAAGUUAGUUACCAUUGUAGUAGCAAUGUAGUAGCAGUAGAAAUACUUGAUAUGUCCAAAUCAAAUCUCUUGGGUUUCAUAUUCUUAAGGAGCAGCUUGUGUGCCUUGUAAGACUUUUUUUUUUCUUUCUGUCAGGACCUUCAGUAUUGGUCACACAAUAGUGUUUGGAUUUAAAUGUGCUUCCUUUCAUUUAUUUUAUUGAUACAUCCCACUUUAUGAAACUAUGCAAAAUUUAAAAUUCAAAACAAUAUGUUGCACUUUUACUGAAACAACAGACAAUCAUGUAGCACUUUGAAAAUGUACUUUUGUUUGUUAAACUGAGCCAGUUUUGCUGUUCAUGAACAGGGUGAGUUGGCAUAGGCCUUUUUUUGAAGUAUCCAGUAUACCAAGAAAUAAGUUUCUUCCGUAGAUUUAAAAAUAAAUAAAUUUAGUACAUUUUAUUUCUAACAGAAAAUGUAUUUUAAAAGAACACUGAAGAUCUAAAAAAAAUUAUUUGUAAUUUUGUUUUUCGUAUGUUUGUUGUAUUUAAUUUAUGUAAUGAACUAUUUGAGCUUCCCUUGUAGAUCCAGUUGGUUUUAUAAAUAAAUUUAUGCUGCAUUUUUCAGACUAAAAGUUUAAUAAGUGCUUGAUGUUUUCUGAUGAUGCUGUUUUAUUAAGUAAAUGUUUGAUAAAUCUGA
Messenger RNA from Anguilla rostrata (American eel), 6569 nucleotides. It is a transcript of the gene ahr1a, whose product is annotated as aryl hydrocarbon receptor 1a. Lineage: Eukaryota; Metazoa; Chordata; Actinopteri; Anguilliformes; Anguillidae. Gene Ontology annotation, molecular function: protein dimerization activity; transcription cis-regulatory region binding; nuclear receptor activity. Gene Ontology annotation, cellular component: nucleus; cytoplasm; aryl hydrocarbon receptor complex. The transcript has 11 exons. Bases 591 to 4463 code for a protein of 1290 amino acids. Gene Ontology annotation, biological process: response to xenobiotic stimulus; xenobiotic metabolic process; regulation of transcription by RNA polymerase II. The record is from RefSeq and is a predicted model, not a curated record.